AUGGACCCAAUUAAGUAUAUCUUUGAAAAACCAUCCCUCACUGGAAGAAUUGCUCGAUGGCAAGUUCUUUUAUCAGAGUAUGAUAUUGUGUAUAUUACCCAGAAAGCGAUCAAAGGCAGUGCCCUUGCUAAUUUUCUAGCUCAGCAACCAAUAAAUGAUUAUCAGUCAAUGCAAUGUGAAUUUCCUGAUGAAAGUAUAAUGGCGUUGUUUGAAGAGAAGGGAUCUUUGAAGAAAGAAGAAUGGGUCAUGAUGUUUGAUGCUGAAUAUGAGGCCUGCACUAUGGGAAUUCAAGCAACUAUAGAGUCAAAAGUCAAAGUUCUUGAAGUGUAUGGUGACUCAGCCUUGGUCAUCCAUCAGUUGAAAGGGGAAUGGGAGACUGGAGAUGCAAAGUUGAUUCCUUACCAAGCCUAUAUCAAAGAAUUGAUAGAGUAUUUUGAUGAGAUUACCUUCCAACAUAUUCCUCGUGAAGACAAUCAACUGGCUGAUGCUUUAGCCACUUUGUCAUCAAUGUUUGUAAUCAGUCAAAAUGAGGAUAUGCCACUUAUAAAGAUGCGACAGCAUGAUCGACCGGCUUACUGUCAAAUGAUCGAAGGGGAAUAUGAUGGUAAACCAUGGUACCAUGAUAUUAAGAGUUAUCUGAAAAAUCAAGAGUACUCAUUGAAUGCUACUGAUAAUGACAAAAGAACACUGAGGAGACUAGCAAUGGGUUUCUUCUUAAAUGAAGAAGUGCUUUAUAAAAGGAAUCACGACAUGGUAUUGCUCAGAUGUGUGGAUGCUUCAGAAGCACGAAAGAUCAUGAAAGAGAUUCAUGAAGGUUCUUUUGGGACUCAUGCCAAUGGACACGCCAUGGCAAAGAAAAUUCUAAGGGCUGGGUAUUACUGGUUGGCGAUGGAGACAUAUACUGAUAAUGUUAAUGUUCCCCCGACAACUUUAAAUGUUUUGUCAUCACCAUGGCCAUUCUCAAUGUGGGGGAUAGAUGUCAUCAGACCCAUUGAACCUAAAGCUUCUAAUGGUCACCGCUUCAUUCUUAUUACUAUUGACUAUUUUACAAAAUGGGUUGAAGCUGCCUCAUAUGCUAGUGUGACUCGAAAUGUGGUGGUGAAGUUCAUUAAAAGAGAUUUGAUACGUCGUUAUGGCACUCCGAGCAAGUUGAUAACAGACAAGGCACUAAUUUGA
This is a messenger RNA of Abrus precatorius (Indian licorice), 1176 nucleotides long. RefSeq lists its product as uncharacterized. The coding region runs from base 1 to 1176 and encodes 391 amino acids. Gene Ontology annotation, biological process: DNA integration. The transcript is spliced from 3 exons. Gene Ontology annotation, molecular function: nucleic acid binding; RNA-DNA hybrid ribonuclease activity. Lineage: Eukaryota; Viridiplantae; Streptophyta; Magnoliopsida; Fabales; Fabaceae. The record is from RefSeq and is a predicted model, not a curated record.